AUGCAAUUGCCGGUUCUCGGCUGAACUUUCCUUGCGCUGUCAGAUCGUGAGGAAAGUACUGCCGAGAACAGGCAGUUGUUAGAGCAGGGAUCGGCACCGAUCAUCAGGGCACUGAUGAUCAGUGCCCUGAUGAUCGGUGCCCAGCAGUGCCACCCACAAGUUCCACCUACUUGUGCCCAGUACUCCGCCCACCUGUGCCCAGCAGUGCAUCCACCUGUGCCCAGCAGUGCACCCACCUGUGCCACCCAGCAGUGUCACACAAGUGUGCCCAGAAGUGCCACCUACCUGUGCCCAGCAGUGCCACCCACCUGUGCCCACCCACCUGUGCCCACCAGUGCC
Staurois parvus is the source of this 339-nucleotide messenger RNA. Lineage: Eukaryota; Metazoa; Chordata; Amphibia; Anura; Ranidae. The record is from the annotation of a GenBank genome assembly.